AUGCAGUUGGAAAGCGUUGAACUCUGCUUUCCACAACUCCCUAACUCUUCCUGCAAGAAGCCGGCGCCUCCUUCUUUUGGCACUGCGCUUAUUUACUUAAUUCUGUCCGUCAUCUCUCUGCUCACUGUGGCUCUCAACCUGCUGGUCAUCAUCUCCAUCUCACACUUCAGACAGCUCCACACACCCACCAACCUCCUCCUCCUCUCUCUGGCUGUCUCAGAUUUUCUUGUCGGCAUCUUCGUGCAGCCAGUUGAAAUCCUGUUGAAACAGACCUGCUGGAUGCUGGGUGACCUCAUGUGUUCACUGUAUUAUGUUCUACCUUUUAUCAUACUCUCUGCCUCCGUGGGAAAUAUGGUGCUCAUAUCCAUCGACCGUUACGUGGCCAUUUUUGAUCCCCUGCAUUACUCCAUCAAAGUCACUAAUAAAGCUGUAACAAUAUGUGUUUUACUCUGUUGGAUUUGUUCUGUUUUCUAUGCCCUUAUUCUUCUAUUUGAUAACCUGAAACCCCUGGGCAAAUAUAAAUCCUGCUAUGGUGAAUGUGUGGUCAAGAUUGUAGUAAUUGUUGAUCUUGCUUUCAGCUUCAUUAUUCCCAUUACUGUCAUCAUUGUUCUAAAUAUGAAAGUAUUUGUGGUGUCUGUGUCUCAGGCUCGAGGAAUGAGGUCCCACAUUGCGAGUGUCUCACUCGAGCUUUCCAAGAGAGAUAAGAAAUCGGAGAGAAAAGCAGCCAGGACUCUUGGUGUUCUUAUACUUGUGUUUCUGAUAUGUUACUCUCCAAUUUACUGCAGCGCUCUCACACACUACAGUGGCUUGACCACUUCUUCAAAUGAGGCCACCCUGAUUUCUGUGAUGUAUUUUAACUCGUGUGUAAACCCCAUCAUUUAUGCCAUUUUCUACCCCUGGUUUAAAAAAACUAUUAGAUUUAUUUUCUCAUCUCAGAUGCUGCAGCCUGGCUCCCGAGAUGCCAGCAUACGGUAGAAAGACUGUGGAAUGAGUGCAAAGGCUGCCGUCCUCACGUUGUGUUUGUGUGUGUCAAUAUAUGAA
This is a messenger RNA of Cyclopterus lumpus (lumpfish), 1041 nucleotides long. Its product is annotated as trace amine-associated receptor 4-like. NCBI's taxonomy places the organism in Eukaryota, Metazoa, Chordata, Actinopteri, Perciformes, Cyclopteridae. The coding region runs from base 1 to 975 and encodes 324 amino acids. Gene Ontology annotation, biological process: G protein-coupled receptor signaling pathway. The record is from RefSeq and is a predicted model, not a curated record. The transcript has 2 exons. Gene Ontology annotation, molecular function: trace-amine receptor activity. Gene Ontology annotation, cellular component: membrane.